This is a messenger RNA of Galeopterus variegatus (Sunda flying lemur), 1630 nucleotides long. It is a transcript of the gene DFFA, whose product is annotated as DNA fragmentation factor, 45kDa, alpha polypeptide. Gene Ontology annotation, biological process: regulation of apoptotic process; apoptotic DNA fragmentation; apoptotic process. Gene Ontology annotation, molecular function: deoxyribonuclease inhibitor activity. The record is from RefSeq and is a predicted model, not a curated record. Bases 43 to 1035 code for a protein of 330 amino acids. The transcript is spliced from 6 exons. NCBI's taxonomy places the organism in Eukaryota, Metazoa, Chordata, Mammalia, Dermoptera, Cynocephalidae.
CCACCGAUUUCCCGGAGUUAGUCAGGUCUCACCUUGGGGAAGAUGGAGUUUCGUGGGGGUGCCGGAGCUUCGGAACUCGGCGAGAUCCGGACUCUAAAGCCGUGUCUGCUGCUCCGCAACCGCAGCCGCGACCAGCACGGCGUGGCGGCCUCCUGCCUCGAGGAGCUGAGGAGCAAGGCUUGUGACAUUCUGGCCAUCGAUAAGUCCCUGACCCCAGUCACCCUGGUACUGGCAGAGGAUGGCACCAUAGUGGAUGAUGAUGAUUACUUCCUGUGUCUACCUUCCAAUACUAAGUUUGUGGCAUUGGCCAAUAAUGAGAAGUGGGCAUAUAACAAUACAGAUGGAGGUACAGCUUGGGUUUCCCAAGAGUCCUUUGAUGUAGAUGAAACAGACAGCGGGGCAGGGUUGAAGUGGAAGAAUGUGGCCAGGCAGCUGAAAGAAGAUCUGUCCAACAUCAUCCUCCUGUCAGAGGAGGACCUGCAAAUGCUCAUCGAGGUUCCAUGUUCAGACCUGGCUCAGGAACUAUGCCAAAGUUGUGCCACAGUCCAAGGGCUCCAGAACACCCUCCAGCAAGUGCUUGACCAGAGAGAGGAAGCCCGGCAGUCCAAGCAACUCCUGGAGCUUUAUCUCCAGGCUUUGGAGAAGGAGGGCAACAUCUUGUCAAAGCAGGAAGAGUCCAAAGCUGUCGUCAGUGAAGAGGUAGAUGCAGUUGACACGGGUGUCGGCAGAGAGAUCUCCAAAACUGCACUUACGAGCCAGGUCCUGACUGCACUGAGGGAGAAGCCUGCUCCAGAGCUGCAUUUAUCUAGUCAGGAUUUGGAGUUGGUUACCAAGGAAGACCCCAAAACAUUGGCUGUUGCUUUGAACUGGGAUGUAAAGAAGACAGAAACCGUGCAACAGGCCUGUGAUCAGGAGCUCACCCUGCGCCUGCAGCAGAUGCAGAGCUUGCGUUCUCUCAGGAAUAUUUCAGCAAGGAAGAACCUGCUGCCUGGAGAACUGCAGAAUCCUAAACGAGCCAAGCAGGACCCCACAUAGCCACAGCCGGAACUGUGCCAAGGAACACCCUGUGGCCUUGUUCUCUAUCAGUAAAUACCUUCCACCUGAUUAUUUUACCACCUAUAUACUCCUCUGCCCACUGCCUUAGAGCAUGUUUGAGAACAGGCUGGAAGACUGGCUUUCUGCCUCUCCGGAAAAGCUAUUCCAGGUCUCCACAUCUGCCCUGCCACCUGUUUUGAAUGACAUCACCGCACUAGCAGUGUCCCGUCUCCUCUAACUGCAUGUUCUUGUUUCUCUGUUUAAAAGUAAUUGUCAUAUUUCAGACUCAUUAAUCUUGUUCUAAAGAUAGAACUGCAGAAUUUUAAACAAAUAAUGGUAGAGAAGAUGACAUAAUAGAAUGUUGAUUAUGACCACAAAUUUGUUUCUCAAGUUAAUGAGUUUUUUGGUUUGUUUAAAGGCACAUAUUAAGUUUGCAGACCAUAGGGACAUACAAAGAAUCUAAUUCACCAUUUCUAAUAUCCAGUUCAGUAUUGUGAAAUUAUAUCUGUUACCACUGUGAAACUUCUCAGUUUUCUAAUAUGUUUUAUCAGCAGGGGGUAUAAAAGGUCAUUAAAGCGAUUUCCAGGCAGUAUGA